AUGAUCAUGAUGGGCAACGAUUCGGUAUUGAUUGAUACUCUUCUCCGCCAGCUAUCAACAGCCUUUAAGAUUCGUGACCUCGGGGUACCCCACUUUUUCUUAGGGAUUGAAAUGGUGCCUUCUGGUGCUGGGCUUAUCUUAUCUCAGCGGCGGUAUAUGAAAGAUAUACUCACGAGGUCGGGAAUGACGGACUGUAAGGCUCUAGCUACUCCGGCAGCAGUAACACAACCGGCCACGCCCUCCUUAACACCUUUUGAGAACCCGACUCAGUAUCGACGGAUUGUAGGGGCUCUCCAGUAUCUAACCAUUACCAGGCCUGAUCUCUCCUACUCGGUAAACAGGUUGUGUCAGUUCAUGCAUUCUCCUACGAACGACCACUGGGCUCUACUCAAGCGAGUGUUGCGGUACAUUAAGGGCACUCAAGACUACGGGCUUCGUCUAUCAGUGUCAUCCUCUUCCGAUCUUCAUGCUUUCACUGACUCGGAUUGGGCCGGAUGUCCCGUCGAUCGCAAGUCUACUAGUGGCUAUGCUGUGUUCUUAGGUGACAAUCUUGUUUCAUGGGUCUCCCGCAAGCAGCGUACUGUCGCCAGAUCUUCCACAGAGGCCGAGUACAAGGGGCUUGCUGAUGUUGCUGCCGAGGUCACUUGGGUUGUCUCGUUACUCCGUGAACUAGGGUUACAUUCUGGCUCACCAACCACUCUAUGGUGUGACAACCUAGGCGCCACUUACCUAGCUGCAAAUCCAGUUUUUCAUGCCCGCACAAAGCAUGUUGAGAUCGAUUAUCACUUCGUCCGGGACAAGGUCGCUUCUGGGGAAUUCAUUGUCAGUUUUGUCUCAACUAAAGAUCAGCUCGCCGACAUCUUCACUAAACCACUACCAGCUCCGCGUUAUCAGGCUCUGCGGGACAAGCUCAAUUUUAGGGAUGCGUGUUAUGAAUAUGGAUUAUUAGAUGAUGAAAAUGAGUACAUUGAUGGCAUUACUAACUCGAGUUACUGGGCAUCUGUGUAUGCUUUGCAACGGUUGUUUGCUACGCUUCUCACUUCAAGUUCAAUCAGUAGGCCAGAGGUGGUGUGA
Molecule: messenger RNA, 1074 nt
Organism: Ipomoea nil (Japanese morning glory)
Lineage: Eukaryota; Viridiplantae; Streptophyta; Magnoliopsida; Solanales; Convolvulaceae
Exons: 2
Coding region: 1-1074 (357 amino acids)
Source: RefSeq, a predicted model, not a curated record